This is a messenger RNA of Pollicipes pollicipes, 1882 nucleotides long. RefSeq lists its product as uncharacterized. The transcript is spliced from 9 exons. The record is from RefSeq and is a predicted model, not a curated record. Gene Ontology annotation, molecular function: 8-oxo-dGDP phosphatase activity. NCBI's taxonomy places the organism in Eukaryota, Metazoa, Arthropoda, Thecostraca, Pollicipedomorpha, Pollicipedidae. Bases 121 to 1056 code for a protein of 311 amino acids.
GAAGUACGGUGAAGUACGACCUUGGGUGCGGUGGUGGAGCUAAAAGCUGCGGGGUCGGGUCGUUUUGAAGCAGUUUCACAGGCAUCUAGGUGUCCGCUGAACUUCGGACCGGCUGUGAAAAUGGACAAGAGCAAAUUUCUUGCACUCGCCCGGAAAUUCAAUUGUGUUUUAUUUGAAGAUAAUGGGCUGCGCUCCGGCACGCUGCCGCUGGUGGUGGCUGGCCACACAGUGGGCCUGGUGCGUGCCGAGCUGCUGCCGCUGGUCGGCGCUGCAUCCAUCUUCCACGUGUCCGAGAGCGCCGUCACGCUGGACCCCGUGCUGGACACGCCCGCCGCCCGCUCAGAGGCCAUGGCCCAGCUGCUGGAGCGGUGGCGCGACCAGGAGGACCUGGUGGCGCUCAGAGGCUGGCGUAAUGAGUGCUACGACGUGCGGGUCUCCUUUUCCAGUCAGCCUCUGCUAAAAAUGGAACGUUCUGCCACCAGCGUGUUCGGCAUCCGACAGUACGGCGUCGACCUCAACGGCUACACGCGCCACCCGGACAAGGGCCUGUGCGUGUGGAUCCAACGACGCUCGCUGCAGAAGCCCACCUGGCCCGGCAAGCUAGACAACAUGGUGUCUGGCGGUCUGUCCUCUGGUCUGGGCCUGGUCGAGGCCAUGCGGAAGGAGGCGUGGGAGGAGGCCGGCAUCCCCGAUCACCUGCUGUCCGGGCUGACCUCUACCGGAGCCGUGUCCCUGUUCUACCGGAGCGAGCGCGGCCUGUUCCCCAACACCGAGUUUGUGUACGACCUGGAGCUGCCGGCCGACUUCGUGCCGCAGCCGCAGGACGGCGAGGUGGAGGAGUUCCGACUGGUGUCCGUACAGGAGCUGAUGGAGCUGGUAUGCAGUGCCGAGUUCAAGACCACCAGCGCGCCCGUCACGCUCGACUUCCUCGUGCGUCAUGGCUUCAUCACGCCCGACAACGAGCCCCACUACCUGGAGGUGUGUGAGCUGCUACACGUGCCGCUGCAGGUCGUCUACAACACGGGCCGGCUGUUUGGCGGCCUGCGGCCCGUCUGAGCGGUGUCCCGGCGACAGAGCGUCCCUCUUCCCUGCCCCGUCGCGAGCCGCAGGGGUGGCGACGAGCUGGAUGUGACCGCACCGGCCGGCGGAACCGUCACCUCGGGUGGAGCACCGACACUGACGGGAGCGGUCGGCGCCGGCGGUGCUCAGAGGUGACCGCGCAGCUCCAGCGCCGCGCCACGCGCGUCAUGCUCCGAUGCCAGGAUGCCCCUCAGGUGACCGCGUGGCCCCAGCGCCAUGGCGUGUGAUACUCUCCGACUGUUUGGUGUGGCGUCAGUAUGAGGGGGCGUCUCCCGGUCCCGCCAGCCCCGGCAGGCGCGCUGGGUGGCUGUUGGGGAGCAGAGUGGGGACGCCCCGCGGGCGGGUGGGCACGGCCGUCCGCUCGAGGCGCGGGUCAGCGCUCGAACGAGCGGGGCGGGCGACCGACGCGAGCUGUUUGUUGCGUGGUGAUGACCUCCGUCGGAUCCGCCGGCUGGAACAUCGCGCCGCCGGCCCGCCAGGGUCCCGGACGCGCCAGGCGAGCCGGGCGGCCCCGUGCUGGCGUGGCCGAAAAUGAUAUCGGUGUUGAGCGAAGACUAGCUGACGGUCUCAUGGCACGAUGCGGGUUUUUAGAAGAUGGGCAGUGGCUCCGUCGCGUAACGUCCUGAAUGUUUUAGAACCUUCUCAGCACAGGCAGGGGUUUCGCCUUGAAGCGUGUUAAGCACGGCACUUCUCACGCCAGUGUGUUUUGUUCUGCGUGGAUUUACUGCGGUCUUGUUGCAUGCAGGAUCACUUAAUAAGAAUAUAUUAGUCAUUUUGCGCAGACGCAUCUGUAGCCCACAUG